Molecule: messenger RNA, 2445 nt
Organism: Trichomycterus rosablanca
Lineage: Eukaryota; Metazoa; Chordata; Actinopteri; Siluriformes; Trichomycteridae
Product: protocadherin gamma-A11-like
Exons: 1
Coding region: 1-2445 (814 amino acids)
Biological process (GO): homophilic cell-cell adhesion
Cellular component (GO): plasma membrane
Molecular function (GO): calcium ion binding
Source: RefSeq, a predicted model, not a curated record
AUGGCUGAUGCAGUGAUGUUGCAGACGGUGUUGUUUUUCAUCCUCCUUUCUUCUCGCUUUGUGCUCGGACAGGUCAGCUAUUCAAUUCCGGAGGAAAUGCCGAAAGAUUCAUUGGUUGGAAAUAUUGCUCAGGAUUUGGGUUUGGAUGUAAAAAGACUGAUAUCUGGAAAAGCUCGUAUUCAUACAAUGGACAACAAGGAAUACGUAGAACUGAACAAAGACAGAGGUGUGCUUCUUAUUAAAGAGAAAAUAGACCGCGAGUCUCUUUGCGCAAAGAAGAGUCCCUGUGCUUUACAUCUUCAAAUGAUACUCGAGAGCCCUAUGGAACUGUACACGAUUACUGUAGAAAUUACCGACAUAAAUGACAACGUCCCAUUUUUCGAAAGGGAUGAAAUUAGAAUUGAAAUAAGUGAAUCGGCUGUAACCGGAGCCAGAUUCGUGUUAGAAAGCGCAAUCGAUGCGGACGUCGGUACAAAUGGGCUACAGAGCUACUCGCUUAAACCGACAGAUAAUUUUGUUUUAGAGUUGCAGAACUAUGCAGAUGGUGGUAAAAGCGUAGAAAUUAUUUUACAAAAGUCCCUUGAUAGAGAGAAUCAAGGUCACUUAACUUUGUUAUUAACAGCGAUGGAUGGAGGUGAACCAGUGCUGUCUGGUACUGUACAGAUACACAUUAUUGUGCUAGAUGUUAAUGAUAACGCUCCUGUUUUUACGCAGAAAAUAUAUAAAGCCUCUGUAUUUGAAAACUUGCCAAAUAAUUUCAAAUUAAUAACUGUAAGCGCAUCUGAUGCCGAUCAAGGACCAAACGGACAGGUAACCUACUACAUUACAAACACAGAUCAAAGUGUAAAAGAUAUAUUUAUUAUCGAUCAAAAUAGUGGCGAAAUAUCAUUAUGCGGAGCGAUUGACUAUGAAAAGUCAGGCUAUUAUCAAAUUAAUAUUCAAGCCAGAGACCAAGGUGGACUUUCAGACUCCUGUAAAGUUAAUAUUGAUGUGCUAGAUAUAAAUGACAAUACACCAGUUAUUGCUGUUCUUUCUAUGUCCACUUUUAUAUCAGAAAAAUCUCCUUCAGGAACCGUAGUUGCAAUGAUGAACGUUAAUGACGCGGACUCAGAGGCAAAUGGGCAGGUCCAUUGCACUGUUAGCGAUAAUAUUCCCUUUUCUAUUAAAUCCGUAUCAAACAACGUUUUCAGUUUACUAACAGAACAUGAAUUAGAUAGAGAAACGGACUCUGAGUACAACAUCAGUCUAACAUGUUCUGAUCAAGGAAUUCCGUCACUCUCCAGCAGCGUUAAUCUCCGUUUACACAUUUCAGAUGUGAAUGAUAACCCACCUGUAUUUGAAAUAAAAAAGUACGAAGCUUAUGUGGUCGAGAACAACACUCCAGAUCUCUCUGUAUUCACAGUGAAAGCAGUUGACGCCGACUCAAACCAGAAUGCGCGCGUUUCUUAUAUAUUAGAAGAUAGUACAGUAAAUGGAGUUCCGGUGUCAUCAUAUGUGUCAGUCAGUGCUGAUAGUGGAAUUGUUAAUGCUGUGCGGUCUUUCGACUACGAGCAGUUGAAAUACUUCCAUUUCCGCGUAAAAUCGCAGGACGGAGGCUCCCCUCCACUCAGUAGUAAUGUGACAGUAAAAGUUAUAAUCCAAGAUCAGAAUGACAACGCUCCUCAGAUUCUAUACCCGGUACAGACUGGUGUCUCACCAGUGGCUGAGAUUGUUCCUCGUUCAGCAGAUGUUGGUUAUCUUGUGACUAAAGUGGUAGCUGUCGAUGUUGACUCUGGACAGAAUGCCUGGCUCUCCUACAAGCUCCAGAAAACAUCAGACAGGGCGCUGUUUGAAGUGGAACCACAAAAUGGAGAGAUACGGACUGUGCGCCAGGUCACCGAUAAAGAUGCCGUGAAACAGAAGCUCACUGUAGUUGUGGAGGAUAACGGACAGCCAUCUCGCUCAGCUGUAGUCAACAUCAAUGUAGCUGUAGCGGACAGUUUCCCUGAAGUGCUCUCGGAAUUCUCGGAUUUUACGCACGGCAAAGAAUAUAAUGAUGACCUGACGUUUUAUUUAGUUUUAGCACUGGCUGCUGUUUCUUUUUUAUUUAUCGCAACUGUAGUAGUUAUAAUAUCAGUGAAGAUCUACAGGUGGAGACAAUCGCGCAUUUUCUAUCAGUCCAAUUUGCCCGUUAUUCCGUACUAUCCACCUGGUUAUGCAGACACUGGAACUCUGCAUCACAUGUAUAAUUAUGAUGUCUGUAUGACAUCCGGCUCAAGAAAAAGUGACUGUAAGUACUCAACACUUGGUGGGAAAAGUGUUUUGCUGUUGGAUCAGAGUUUAACAGAAACGAUGCAACGUGAAAUAAAACCUUCAGAUUCUCCUGAAUUGGUAAGCCAUUUUUUAAAACACUUUUCUCUUUUAGAAUGUCUCAAAUGCAUAGGAACAGUAUACGCCCAUGCGUGA